Molecule: messenger RNA, 550 nt
Organism: Actinia tenebrosa (Australian red waratah sea anemone)
Lineage: Eukaryota; Metazoa; Cnidaria; Anthozoa; Actiniaria; Actiniidae
Product: hemicentin-1
Biological process (GO): axon guidance; cell-cell adhesion
Cellular component (GO): plasma membrane; axon
Molecular function (GO): protein binding
Source: RefSeq, a predicted model, not a curated record
GCUUCAAAUGAAAAAUAACUUAGCUGUACUACCCAAUGGAGAUUUAUUUUUCACAUAUGUGGACCAAGAAGAUAUAAAAAAGUUCAGUGUGUAUCCCUUCAAUUUACAACUGCAGUGCAUUGUGGCGUCUCGUGACAUCAUCUACUAUUCACAUAUAUACAACCUUAAAGUUGUAGGAAAUGAUAGCUCAUCAUUUUCUCCCACAUUUGCCCCCGGUGGAGAACCCAUGCAAAUGGAAACAGCAGUUCAAGGAAAAGAGAAGUUUCUUCACUGUGUAGCAAGUGGAAACCCUGCUCCUCAAACUAGAUGGUAUAGAGUCUUUGAAAAUGGCAAGACCAAAGAAAUUGUUAACGGUAAAGAUGGAAUUCUUAUCCCAAGAGCCAAUCAUGGAAGGGUGUUGCACAUUCUAAAGAUCUCUAAGGAGCAGCAUGAGCCUGGAAACUACAGAUGUGAAGUUUCAAAUGGUCAAGGAAAGACAUUGGUCUCCAAACUUAUCAAAAUCACUGUUUAUAGUGAGUCAACAUGUAUAUCAUUGAUGUCGACAUUUUGA